AUGGAAAAAAGCAUUAUGAUUUUCUUAUUUAUUAAAAUAGUUGUAUUUAACUUUUUAACGUGGAUACCCCUUUUAAACAAUAAUGUAAGUAUGUUUAGCAAAUACCAAAAUAAGCACUACAAUAUUGGUAGAAAAUUAGAUUCCAGUACUUAUGGAUUACUAGAAAAAUAUAAGCAGGAUAAGGAUUCAAAUGGUGCAAUGUUAAGAGAUGGUUUAUAUAAUAAUGGAGUGAACAAAAAAAAGGAUAUAUAUAAUAAUAAAAAGGAAUGCACAGAAAAAAAGAAACAAUUAUAUAGAGGUUCAUUAAAUAAUUAUGAUGGCCAUAAACAAGAUAGGAACAAUAAAUGUUCUACAUUUGAAACAAAAAAGUACUCUCGCCUUGAAAAAAAAGUAUUCAAAGAACUUGAUUAUAUAGAUUUUCUUAAAGGCAACAAGAAUAUUAGUGAUAAGACUUACAAAAAAAUAAUGCUUGAAAAAUUAUCAUUAAGAUUAGCUUUGCCUAUAUUAUUUUUUUUGUUGUUAUCAACUGUACUUAUAGUAGAUAUAUCUCUGCAUUUAUCAUCUGAAGGAAAGGGAUUUUGGGAUCUAUCAGGAUUGGGAACAACUUUAGCAUCAUAUGAGAACAUAUUGAAGCCUUAUCUUGAAUGGUUAACGAAACCCUUAUGGACUUCGGCAGGGAGCACUUCCGCUAGUGUACUAGGAGCAUUAUUUAGUGUUAUAUUAUAUGUUAUACCCUUUUUAAUAUUAGGUGUCACACUUAUAACUUACAUUUUUUAUUAUCAUAGAAAAGCUAAAAAAUUUGAAAAAAUUAAGUUCAGUAAAAAGUGA
This is a messenger RNA of Plasmodium malariae, 828 nucleotides long. Its product is annotated as fam-l protein. The record is from RefSeq and is a predicted model, not a curated record. The transcript has 2 exons. NCBI's taxonomy places the organism in Eukaryota, Apicomplexa, Aconoidasida, Haemosporida, Plasmodiidae. The coding region runs from base 1 to 828 and encodes 275 amino acids.